This is a messenger RNA of Cantharellus anzutake, 582 nucleotides long. RefSeq lists its product as uncharacterized. NCBI's taxonomy places the organism in Eukaryota, Fungi, Basidiomycota, Agaricomycetes, Cantharellales, Hydnaceae. Bases 328 to 552 code for a protein of 74 amino acids. The record is from RefSeq and is a predicted model, not a curated record. The transcript has 4 exons.
UCUUGACAGAUGCAACAAGUGUAGAGCGUUGGCAACACUCACAAUGCGUAGCGUCGUUUCAUGGAAGAGAAUUUCAUGUCUGCAUCUAGCAUUUGAGAUAUCACCUCAUUACGACAGGACUUCCUCUUAGCACUCUCGGAUUUUGGGUUCCGCGACGUCUCCCUAUCUAAAUGUGAACAGUGAUAACAUGGAUCUUGUGAAAGCGGUCGUAUUGGGUGCUCUUUGGCCUCGCGCCACACGUAUCUCCAUGCCGAAAGCAACGUUCGACCAAAGGAGAUCACCAUUUUCGAUAAGAAUGAAGGUCGUACAAAUCACCAUAUCUUGCCUAUGACGGCUACGACAAAGACAUUUCUCCGGGAUGCCACCGAAGUAAAUUUUUCGCUUCUUGGAGGGCAAGUCACCAUAUAUCACACCAAAGGAGGAAUAACGGUAGGAAAGCAAGGCUGGAUUAAGAUGCGAGCAUGGUCACGCAUUGGAGUGUUGGUCAACCAAUUGCGCCUUCUGCUCGAUGCUCAACUUCAGGAAUCGAUCCGUUAUUCAAGCGAUGGUUGAUUUAAUUACGAAUGACGGCUUGGUUGGAGA